AGAAUGCUCCGCUGGUAAAGAGAUUUCAAAGAAGUGCAUAGAUUAUUAAAGAUAUGUCACAGAUUAAGCUGCUCCUGCAGACUUGUGGGUGUUUCUAUCUGAAAAUGCUUCUUUCCUUCUUUACAAAAGGGAAAGCUCAGAGAAAGACUGAGACUUUGAACAGACGGAAACAUUAACUCUAGUCACGCCUUGUCUUCUUUUGUGAGGCGGGCAGAUUGAGCUCUGUCAGACUCCGUCAGGUCUCUGCUUCAGCCAUGGUGCAGGGCGCACAGAAGGGCAGUCAUCUGACGCUGGUGCUCAUGGUUGCUUCUGCAGCCGUUGGAGGAACUCUGCAGUAUGGCUACAACCUGGCCAUAAUGAACGCUCCCACUGCUUUUAUUCAAACGUUCAUCAAUGAAACAUUUCUGGAGCGCUGGGACAUCCAGUUGGAAGAUUACCAGGUGACAGUGGUGUGGACAAUCAUUGUUUCCAUCUUCUCCUUGGGAGGCUUUACUGGAGCUUUGAUUGCUGGACCCAUGACCAUACACUAUGGAAGGAAGAAAUGUUUGCUGCUGAACAACCUUUUUCUCAUGUCGGCGGCUCUCUUGGCACUGACUAGUAGAGCCGCCAAGUCCUUUGAGAUGAUCAUCCUCUCUCGCGUUCUGACUGGCAUAAAUGCAGGGAUCAGCAUGAAUGUACAGCCCAUGUACUUUGGAGAGAGUGCCCCAAAGCGCUUCAGAGGGGCCGCCUCCCUGUCCUCCGCCGUCUUCACAGCGUUUGGUGUUGUGCUGGGUCAGGUGGUUGGGCUCAGAGAGGUUUUGGGUGGUGAGUCAUGCUGGCAGUAUCUUCUCGCCAGUAACGCCAUCCCCGGCUUCAUUCAGCUUCUCACCCUGCCGUGGUUUCCGGAGAGCCCCAGAUACCUGCUCAUUGACAGAGGCGACGAGAAGGCUUGUAUCGAUGCUCUGAGGCGGCUGCGAGGCUGCGAGGUCCACAGCAGUGAGCUCGAUGAGAUCCUGCAGGAACAGGCGGAAAUCCGAGGAAUGAAGCCGAGCCGGCCGUGGGAGCUGCUCAGCGACCGCUCCGUACGCUGGCAGCUCAUCUCUGUCAUCGUCAUCAGCAGUGCCAUGCAGCUCUGCGGCAAUGAUUCGAUUUACUUCUAUGCAUCAUACGUGUUUAAGGAGGCUGGAAUAUCAGAGGAUCAAAUCCAGUAUGCGACAAUCGGAACUGGGACGUGUGAACUCACAGCAACUAUAAUGUGUAACCUGCUGAUUGAACGUAAAGGUCGGAGGUUCAUGUUGAUGGGAGGCUUCAUCCUCAUGACGGUUUGGGCCGUCAUCUUCACAGUUGCUCUCUCGUUUCAGAGCUCUUUUUCCUGGAUGCCUUACCUGAAUAUGACCUGCAUCUUCAGCUACAUUCUCAGCUUUGGAAUGGGACCGGCUGGAGUAACCGGGAUUCUUCCCACAGAGAUCUUCAAGCAGACGGCUCGGCCGGCGGCCUACAUGAUCGCCGGCUCCAUGAUGUGGCUCAACCUGUUCUUCGUUGGAAUGAUAUUUCCAUUCAUCAUGAGCGGCCUGAGCGAGUUCUGCCUGGUGCCUUUCGGAGCCACCUGCCUCUCGUCUGCGCUCUUCGUGGGAUUCUUCCUGCCGGAGACGAAGGGGAAGUCUCUGUCUGCCAUCACCAGGGAAUUCCAAAAGCUCAACUUCAGAGACGGAGGUUUCCAACCGCAGCAUCAGUCUCAGUCCUACCGGGGCAAGGAGUGCCUUUCAACGGCCUUGUAGACCACCUCCUUCUGUAGAUCACCUCCGCUUUGACCUCAUCUUCAUCUGACGAUGAAGGACUGUGGGACCAGAAAAAGCUGAAUUGAAAACAUAGCCCCCCCCAAUGACUUCAAAGGCCUUCCAGCACCUUUGUGACUAAAAACGAACAAUCAAACUAAUCUUCUUUGGUUUCUUGUUCUAUAAAUCCAGUAUUGAACCAAA
Oryzias latipes (Japanese medaka) is the source of this 1958-nucleotide messenger RNA. It is a transcript of the gene slc2a11a, whose product is annotated as solute carrier family 2 member 11a. The record is from RefSeq and is a predicted model, not a curated record. NCBI's taxonomy places the organism in Eukaryota, Metazoa, Chordata, Actinopteri, Beloniformes, Adrianichthyidae. Gene Ontology annotation, molecular function: D-glucose transmembrane transporter activity. Gene Ontology annotation, cellular component: plasma membrane. Gene Ontology annotation, biological process: dehydroascorbic acid transport.